Molecule: messenger RNA, 2091 nt
Organism: Arabis nemorensis
Lineage: Eukaryota; Viridiplantae; Streptophyta; Magnoliopsida; Brassicales; Brassicaceae
Source: the annotation of a GenBank genome assembly
AUGUCUGAUAUGUCGAGCAAAACCCGGAAUAUGCUGGAAGGUUUGGUUAAAGAUACUUCUUUUAAAUGGUUGCUCGGAAAGCAAAGUUCUUUUGACGAAGAGAUCGAGGAAAUGGGAAAAUCCCCAUCUGCUGGGACCAAUUGGAUACCUGAGCUUUCUCCUCUCGCCAAUGUGAUUGUCCGCAGGUGUUCAAAAAUACUUGGGGUUUCUUCAAACGAGCUGCGAGAUAGUUUCAAACAUGAGGCAUUUGAAUCUCUAAAGCAGCCCUCUCUAUUUGCAAGGAACUUUCUAGAGUACUGUUGUUUCAGGGCACUUUCACUGUCUGUGGGAGUAACAGGUCAUCUAGCCGAUAAAAAGUUUCGGCGCUUAACCUUUGAUAUGAUGGUUGUCUGGGAAGUCCCAGCUGUUGCUAGCCAGGCUUUACUUAGUGUAGAUGAAGAUGCAACGGUGAGUUUAGAAGCUUUCUCACGGAUCGCACCAGCAAUUCCGAUAAUAGCUGAUGUAAUCAUAUGUGAAAAUCUGUUCGAAAUGCUUACCUCAUCAACGAGUGGUCGGCUUCGGUUCUCUGUUUAUGACAUGUAUUUAUAUGGGCUUGAGAGAGCGAUAAAGAAGAUGAGGACUCAGUCCGAAUCAUCUCUGCUUUCUGGUGUCCGUUCAAAAAGAGAGAAGAUUUUGGAGAUAGACGGGACAGUUACUACCCAACCAGUUCUCGAACAUGUUGGAAUAUCAACAUGGCCAGGUCGCUUGAUCCUGACGGACCAUUCACUAUAUUUUGAGGCCUUAAAAGUCGUGUCUUACGACAAACCAAAGCGAUAUGACCUAUCUGAAGAUCUAAAGCAAAUUGUUAAACCUGAGUUAACUGGUCCUUGGGGCACUCGGCUUUUUGACAAGGCCGUUUCUUACAAGUCUAUAUCUCUAUCAGAACCAGUGGUAAUGGAAUUCCCAGAGCUUAAAGGUCACACACGCCGUGAUUACUGGCUCACUAUUAUACGAGAAGUGUUAUACGUUCACAGUUAUAUAAACAAAUACAAGAUCACCGGUUUGGCAAGAGACGAAGCAAUCUCAAAGGCUGUCCUUGGCAUUAUACGUGUGCAAGCUAUACAAGAACUAAGUUUGACAAACACAAUGCGUUACGAAAAUCUUCUCCCGUUCAAUCUCUGCGAUCAGCUUCCUGGUGGAGAUUUGAUUCUUGAGACGCUUGCAGAGAUGUCCACUUCAAGAGAGCGCAAUCGAUCAAAUAGAUCCAAAGAUACAGGGAAGUUACACUCCACGGCUUCGGAUAUGGUUUCGCAGCUGGGUUCUGUGUUUGGAGGAUCGAGUCCAAGGAGCAGAACGAUUGAGACGAGUACUCUUGUGGUAGGUGAAGUAGUGGUUGGAGAUGUGAAUCCAUUAGAGAGAGCAGUGAAGGAGUCGCGUAAGAACUACGAGAAGGUAGUGCUUGCGCAAGAAACGAUUAAUGGAGUCAAAAUGGAUGGUGUUGACACCAACUUAGCCGUAAUGAAGGAACUGAUGCUUCCAAUAAUGGAAACCGGGAACUUGAUUAUGUCUCUGAUAUAUUGGGAUGAUCCUAUGAAGUCUACUAUUUUCUGUCUCUUGUCCAGUUUCAUAAUUUGGAGGGGAUUGCUUGUUUAUGUCUUUGCUCUCGCGUCUCUCUUCUCUGCAAUCUUCAUGGUUCUAACAAGAUGUUUCAGCCGAGAAAAGUUCAUGAUCGAGCUGAAAGUAACCGCUCCUCCUCCAAUGAACACAAUGGAACAGCUUUUGGCUGUCCAGAACGGGAUCUCGGAGCUCGAACAGAACAUUCAAGACGCAAACAUCGUUCUCCUCAAGUUCCGAGCUUUACUAUUCUCCCUUUUCCCUCAGGCGAGUGAGAAGUUUGCGAUUGCGAUGGUGAUUGCAGCUAUGAUGAUGGCCUUUGUUCCGGGACGCUACUUGCUUCUGAUAUUGUUUGUGGAGCUUUUCACAAGAUACUCGCCACCACGGAAAGCGAGCACCGAGCGGUUGAUGAGGCGGUUGAAAGAGUGGUGGUUUAGUAUACCGGCGGCUCCUGUAAUCCUCCAACAUGACAAGAACGAUAAGAAGAAGAAAAAAUGA